UAGUACUAGGUGGCUCAAGUCACACAAACCUCAAACCUCCGAAAUGGCAUCUACAUUGUCCGUCAGAACACGCAAUGUUAGAGACCACGCCUGCGAAUUAGACUGCAUCAAGACCGUCGACACCUUAAUGGAUUACAUAAACAGCGGCUACCUCGUAAAAUUUCGUCGAAAAUUUCGCUGCAUGUGUCUUGUGAGCGAAACCAACCCCGAAAGCAAAAUGUUCUUCAAAUCAACGAGUCAAAUCAACGAAGAACAGAUCAGACAUCUCAAGAAAUUUUACUACAUGAUCCAUCCGUUCAGCGAGGUCCGAAGAAUAUGGGAAGGCGUCAUGAUCAACGUCUACCUUCUUCAAAUGAUGCUCUUGGUACCUCUCGAACUAAUCUUCGUUUUUAAAACCCCUAUGAUUAUCUACGUUCCGAAAUUUGCGUUGGACAUUGUGAGUUACGUGGAUAUCGUGAUGAAUUUCUACACAGGAUACGUAAAGCGGGCAAAUCAGGUGGUGGUACUGAGUAGGAGGGAAGUCGCAAAGCAAUACUUAUUGGGAAGUUUGUACAUCAAUGGGUUGUUCUGGGUCGAUGUCCUGUCUUCGAUUCCGUUCACGAUCAUCAUGUAUAUUUUCGACAGACACGAUUUGUACUUUCUCAAGGUCUUCUUCUUCCUCAAGUUGUUCCGAAUACCCACGUUGUCCCGCUUUAUCUACCAUUACUUCUUGCGGCGCAACUUCUGGACGACUACCCUAAGGUUCGUCCUGCUCCUCAUCUGGUUUCUCAUCGGUAUAUUCUGGCUGUGCGCUUUCGCGGUCUACCUCAUGCACUUCACCACCGACAACCUCGACUUGUACAAUAAAGACUUUUUCGCCGCAACUUACUUGCUGGUAAACGCUUGUACCACCCUGGUGGAAUGCGUGAUGCUGGUGGGCCCAGACCCCAUGGACCUCAACACACCUUGGGAAAAAAAAGCCCUCGUCAUCAUAUUUGUCAUUUUGGGUAUUUUCGUCAACUUGAUCAUCUUGUCCCAAGUACUGAGCUUCUACCAAGCCAGGAACGCAGCCCAGAACAAACACCAAGAACUCUUGCAACAGAUAGACCAGUUCUCCCGGUACAAAGAGAUCCCGCCGGACCUACGCGACAAAAUUGUGACCUACGUGGAUUUCAACUACCACAGGAAGAUCUUGAAGGAGGCCGAUGUGUUGAAGACCUUGCCGGUGUUUCUGCGCGAAGAGGUUAUGCUAUUCAAGUGUCAGGGUAUAGUGGAGAGAGUCGACUUCUUCAAAACCCUUCCAGCGAAGCUGCUGCUGCAGAUAGUGACGAAGCUCAAGGCUGAGAUUCAUCUCAAGAAUGAGGUUAUUUUUCAGGUUGGAGGCGUGGCGAAUUGUAUGUAUUUUAUUUCGGUGGGAUCGGUCGAUAUUUUUUCGCAGAAUGGAAUGAAGGUACUAACUUUUGGUGAAGGGAAGCAUAUUGGCGAUGUAGGCGUCAUGGCCAACACGAGAAGGACGUUCACGGCUAUGGCAGCCAGCGACUGCGAGUUGCUGGUUUUGAAGAAGACUGACCUUAUGGACAUCUUGCUACCGUAUCCUCAGUUAAUAGACCGCCUGGCGUCUAUGGCGUUGAAAAAAUACGAAAAAUUGGUGUUAAUGUUGCAAGAAUUGUCCGGUGGGAAACGCCAGUAAUAGAUUUGUUAACUUUUUUACUUAGUUUGAAGAAUUGUUGUAGUAUUUUUGGUAUUGGUAACAAUAGAAUUAAUAAAAUAAAAAUUUCGAUUCUUUAGAUUUUCGGGUCAUGAAAAGCAUCUCAGACACCAUCGAUUCUAACUUUUGAAAAAGCCCGUAACUUUGGAAAUCCGUUGUUACAUUGUCAACCGACU
This is a messenger RNA of Zophobas morio, 1863 nucleotides long. Its product is annotated as potassium/sodium hyperpolarization-activated cyclic nucleotide-gated channel 1-like. Gene Ontology annotation, biological process: potassium ion transmembrane transport; sodium ion transmembrane transport; regulation of membrane depolarization. Gene Ontology annotation, molecular function: voltage-gated potassium channel activity. The transcript is spliced from 3 exons. The coding region runs from base 44 to 1669 and encodes 541 amino acids. The record is from RefSeq and is a predicted model, not a curated record. Lineage: Eukaryota; Metazoa; Arthropoda; Insecta; Coleoptera; Tenebrionidae. Gene Ontology annotation, cellular component: HCN channel complex.